AUGCCAACCCAGCCGAGCAGCACGCUCCCUACUACUGGUUCGACUCCUGAAAUGCCCUCAUCAUCUUCACCCGCGACUGCCAGUACCACCCCAGGACCAAGCACAACCCCAGGGCCAAGUUCUACUGGAAGCGACGCAUCACCGAAUAGCCAGUCACCCACCAGCCCAAUCUCCUCGGGAACAGGAGCCACCAACUCACCUGGCCCCUCGACAAGCGUCAGCUCGAACUCGGCGGGCACCAGUGUGACGCUGCAAAGUGGUGCAACGGACUCAACCGGUGCAACCGGCGGCUCUGAUUCGACAGUCAGUCCCGUAUCAGGGAGUACUAACGCCCCGUUUACUGGAUCAACCGCCACAGGUGCAACCGGCGGGCCUGGUUCCACAAUGAACCCCGCAACCGGAAGUAGCCCUAGCAGAAUUCAGGCUCGCCGACCAGCCCAGGAAGCAGCGCGAGCCCAGCCACAGGCUCAAGCGUUUCAGAUGCAACUGGAAGCUCUGGUUCGACCACGAUCCAAUCUUCAGGGAGCACUAAUCCCAGCCCAGCUUCAGGCGCGACAGAUGCAACUGGCGGUACCGGCUCUACCACAAAUCCGGGGUCCGGAAGCAGCGCGAGUCCAGCUACAGGCGCAAGCGGAAGUUCCGAGUCAUCACCAGGCCCAGUCUCCGGAGGCAGUACUAUCUCGGGCACGGGCUCUACAGGAUCUGGCGCUACCGACAGUUCCGCUUCCACUGCAAGCCACGCCUCGGGAGGGAGUACUAUCUCAGGCACGGGUCCUACAGGAUCAGGCGCAACUGAGAGUUCCGCUUCCGGCUCAGCCGCAACUGGCAGUUCCGCUUCCACGGCAAGCUCAAUCUCAGGAGGGAGCACUGUCCCAGGCACCGGUUCAACCUGGACAGGUGCAAGUGACAGCUCUGGCUCACCUUCGAGUCCAGUCUCAGGUGGUAGCACGAUGCCAGACACGGGUUCAACCUCGACAGGCGCCAGCGACAGUUCCGGCACUUCAUCGAGUGGAAUCUCCGCAGGUAGCACGAACCUGGGCACAGGUUCAACCUCGACAGGUUCAAGCGCGAGCUCUGGGGCCACCUCAAGUUCAAUCCCAGCAGGAAGCAGUAGCCAAACCCCUGGUUCUGCUGCCACUGCAGGUGCCGGAUCGUCGUUUGGCUCCUCUAUGCCGACCGCUACUCCCGGCCCCUCGAACCCUACUAAUGCUCCAUCCACUCAAAUUUCUUCCC
This is a messenger RNA of Mesorhabditis spiculigera, 1233 nucleotides long. The record is from the annotation of a GenBank genome assembly. Lineage: Eukaryota; Metazoa; Nematoda; Chromadorea; Rhabditida; Rhabditidae.